AGUUUGCACAUUCUUCCCUCCGAAAAGCUGUGGGAAACGGAAACCCUAAAUAACACGCAGCAAUCGCAAAAGAAAUUGGGUUUCCGAAAUUCUUGGUUUUCGUCAUCCCGGUCCGGGCUUAAUGGAUUUCAAGAAUAUUGCUACUGGAGUUGAGAAAUCAGCUUGUCCGUCUCCUGCUCCGGUGAAAAUCCCAGCAGUUGGAUGUGAAUGUCCGACGCCAGAGAAGAUAAGCGACCCUUUGCCCACCAAUUUACAGCUCCAACUUCCGGACAAGAGUGCAGCAGAUUUCCUUGAUCAUAUGAAUUGUUCGCUAAGGUUGCUUCGUCUGCGUAAAAAGUCAACUACGUUCCGGAAUAUAUCUACUCAGGUGGAAAUCCUGGCAAAAAGAAAGUUCUUAUACAGGCAUCUUGCUCAGAUGAAAUUUAUACUUCCUGAAGCCAUAAAGAUAGAUUGGGUUUUGGUGUCUGACAAGGAAACUCAAUUCAUGAAGCCGGAUAUAAACAUCAGCUUGCUAUUUGAUAUUGUAAAAGGUCACCGUGAGAUAUCUGAUUUUACAGCUUUGCGCCAAGUUUUUGCUUCUAGGCUUAUGAGUUUCUUUGCAAUGCAUCCUGAGGCUUCUGAUGUUCCGGAGGCCAUAUUGCCAGAGCCUUUUAGCAAAAGAAGUCAGAUACCUGUCCUGAAGCAAUUGUCUACAGAUUCUUUGAUGGAACCUAAGCCAACUUCAAUUGAAACUGAGCUGUUGUCAGAAAAAGUCUGUCCAUAUCCAUAUAUCAGUAGACACUUUUCGCGGAAUAAUGUUAUUGCUAAAACAGAAAAAACCCAAGUCUUAUCAUCUCCACCACCUCUGCCAUCGGCUGAUGGUAUGAAUAACCAAAGUAUUAAAAGUGGGCUGCAGAAAGAGUUUCUUGUUGUGUCUUACGAUCCUGAGCAAGACAUCAAAAAUUGGCAGCGGAAAGAAUCAUGCUCCAAAUUCAGUAUUAUUGACCACUCAAUACAUCUGAAUCACCCUCAGCCUUCUAUUGGUUCCAGCAUACCUGAUAGCCCUCUUGUGAAGCUCACCUCAUCCGCCAAUAGUUUGAUGAUAGAAACACCUAAACCAUUGACACCAAGGAGAUCGAUGCCCAGUUGUGAUGCCAAGCAUGAGACCUUGAACACCCAAAAAUCAACAUCUUGUUAUAAGCCUGCAAAAAGAGUUCUAGACUUCUCUGACCUAGAAGGUGAUAAAAGUGCAUUGGACUACACUGCAGAUGAGUCAGGAUGCUACAAUAUUGUACACCAAGACAUCCCUAAAGCUAUAGGAAAAACUGUCGGAGAUAGAUACCUCACUUGUUCUCCAGCAAGGCAAGAGGUAGAACGGGUCCUUGGUUGCUCUAAUGAGGAUUGCAAGAAGACUCAAACAAGCUCAUUGAUGCGCCUGCAGAUGUCUACUCGCCUAGCUGACAUGGUUACUCUUAUUUAUGGUGUAUUGAAGUCUUUUAACUGGUCUCCUAUCACCAAAGAGGAGCUUGUGCACAAGAUAAUUAUGAAUAGUCUUGAUAUUACUGAAAGAAAAGAAGUUGAAGAACAGUUUGGGCUUCUUGAAAGGCAUGUUCCAGAUUGGAUCCAGAGCAAGUUGCUUUCUAGUGGGGAUAUUAUGUACACCGUCAAGAAAGUGCCAAAUUUGGACUCAGUUAUAUCAAAGCUCAAGCAUCUGACUGUUUCAGACCAAAAGGAGGAAGCAUCUGAGGGAUGAUCCGUUCCAGCAAGAGUAAAAGACCCUUUGGCAGUUGUGUUGGAAAGGAAACUGUGAAGAGUCUUGCUGUAUCAAGUUGCUUCGCUGCUUCAUUCUAGAGAUCGGGUGUUAUUUAUAUUUCCAAUUAGACCACAAGGGAUUCCUUUGGUUUGUUGUAAUGUGGGUAUAUAUAUAUAUAUAUAUAUAUAUAUAUAUAUAUAUAUAUAUGCUAGUGAAUGAAUGCCUACCAUGUAUGCUGUAUAUUUUGCCUUUUGGUCAAUCCGUUUCCGUAGGCAGAAAGAGUGCUGCGGACUUUGGGUCACCGUGAAACGUUGUACUGAAACGAGAACGAGACCGAUUGUGAAUGUAAUACAUGCAUCUCGUAGAAAUGCUCGAGGCAGAAUGUCGUCUCGAGAGAAGGGAGGUACUUGCAAUAAACCAUCCCGGAAAUUGAUGUCAGGGCCCUAAACAAGUUAUAUUCCGCCAACUCGUCCUUUGCCCACUUGGGGCGCAAUCAACUCAAGAGUAUUUUCUCUGAUACGAUGCAAUCAACUCUCCUUCAUUAACUGUCAAACUCAAAUUAGAACAAUAGCGAUAGCCCAUAUAUGUUUUAGCUGGUAAUCUAAAAAUGCUGGGCGUGGCCUCCCCGAUCCGAUUAUAGCCUAUAAUAAUGCUGGUAAGCCGUAAGCGUUCGGCUCUUCGGCAGCUGCCUGAGCGGUCUUAGGCAGCGUAUGAGCGCCAAAUUCCAUUUCGUCUCUCUCCCCCCGGUCUCAUCGAAUCCGGAUCCGAUCCGGCCCUCGCCUCCAAUCCAAUCCGGCACCGCCAAGAAUAUAAAGCCUCACAACCCUUCUCCUCAAUCUCAAGCUCCUCUGAUUCGAGGUUCAAACCACUUUUAAGUUUUAACAAAUACACACAGUUCUCCAACUCUCUCUCUCUGAUAGUCAAGCUAUAUAUUUGAAGAAGAUACGUUGGUCCUGGUGUUGAUGUGGUUCAUCUUUUACAAUAGCUCGCGGUAUUUAACAGAAUUUUGCAAGAGGCAUCUAUGGUGAGAUCUAGAGAAAGCAUCGAACUGGAAGGUUUAAAUUUGUGCUACAAUUAGUGUUUCUUCAACUUCCGAAAAUGUUGACUUUGUGGGAGCAAUUGUGGUUGUACUGCCCGUUUCUACACCAUUUGCUCAUGUAUUUGGCUUAUAUUUAUUCUACUUAGCAGAUUGUAUUACUCCUUGCUGUAUACUCAUUGAAGAUUAUGGUUCUUGGUUAUGACCACAGCACUGUGGCUUCUCUUGUCA
Rosa chinensis is the source of this 2999-nucleotide messenger RNA. RefSeq names its product CDT1-like protein a, chloroplastic. Bases 122 to 1732 code for a protein of 536 amino acids. Gene Ontology annotation, molecular function: DNA binding; DNA polymerase binding. Gene Ontology annotation, biological process: mitotic cell cycle; regulation of DNA-templated DNA replication initiation; DNA replication preinitiation complex assembly. The transcript has 10 exons. The record is from RefSeq and is a predicted model, not a curated record. NCBI's taxonomy places the organism in Eukaryota, Viridiplantae, Streptophyta, Magnoliopsida, Rosales, Rosaceae. Gene Ontology annotation, cellular component: nucleus.